UUGUAGUUACAUGUAUAGUCGUUCAAGCGUUUUGGCCGAUAAGUAAGCGUUUAGUAUGUACUUCAGGUACGUUUGGGGAGAUGCUGGCGUUCCAAUUCUUGUCCCUCUGAGAGGACUGCUAUGGCUGUGCUCAAAGUGUCUCCCUCGGAUUGUAACGCAAUGGGUCGACUUCGCCGUACUUUGGACAAGCCUCACCUGUUACCUAUUCGUGGAAAUGUUUCUGCACCAGUUUGUAGUGGACAUGGUCCUGGGAAGCAUCUGGCAUUGGCUGGGGCCCACACUGUUCGAAAUUCUCUGCCUACCGUUCCUGGUGAUCUAUCUUGCCGCGAACAUCCUAUGGAUGUUUCUGCGCUCCACGCUCUGGGUUCUAUGCCUACUAGUGGAAAUGUUCCGGAGUCGGCUAGGGCCUCGGCAAGUCUUCAACCAACGACUGUUUGAACUGGGCGAGUUUCUACGCAGUAAGCCAUUACUGAAGUGGUGCGAGGUUAUAAUACUGGCUAUAGUGCGUUACACGCCGUUCAUGUUGAAGACAGCCUUGCGUCAGUCGACAGUCCACAAUUUCAUGUAUCUGCGGCAUUCGUUGAGAUUGUUUCUCUACCAAGCGCUUGGCAGCUGGUACCCGUUCGAACCGCCUGGGGAGGAUGGAACGUUAAGUGAAAACCCGCAUGACCGGAUCUCGGAUGAGAGCAAUUACACGGAAAUGAUUGUGGGAGGCUAUGUGACGUGCCUGUGUGGAUUAGUGAUCUGCUGCUGGGGUGGUGCUGCCAUCUUUAUCGGUCUGCUGGUAAUGUCCAGUGGCUUAGCGACACUCUUCAGAUCCUGGCGAUUACUCAACGUUCACGUGACAAUUCCCUCAUCUUCGGAACAUGAAGAAUCCAAAGCGCGGCAGCAGGUUUCGGAAAGGAAAUCGCUGGACCCACAUGGACCUGAUUUGAGUACGGACAGAGAAUUCCCUCUCCCAGAAUUUCGAUGGCCAAAAAGGACGUCUCCAUGGUCAACCCGGAGGUCUUUGCCCGUCCCUGACAGCCGCUCAUGGGACGAACCAACAGUAAACCAACGAUCUAACGAAAGACGGAAAAGUCUGCGUCAAAAGGUAAAGAAAGAUAAAGAGGCCACGGCGAAGUGGAAAAUGACUGCUGACCACAGAUGGAUAUCUGUUGACAAGUAGAGCUCGAUGGAUGUUUCAAGCGGGAGAAUAAGUCCGAAUGUUUGAGUCUGUUAACACGGUCAGCAGCUUUUGUACCAAUCAUUGCCUUGCGCAGUUCAAUGUAUAAUGAUUGACUGUCGCACACAUAUACAUACACAUACACACACGCAUGCAUGCACACACUCACGCACGCACACACAUAAUGCACCAAGCAAACAUCUGUUCGUACUACAACUAAAUGUACAAGACUAGUAUACGCCUUACCCUGUUGCAUUUUGAAAACUCCCAACUUCCAGUGCACACCAGGGGGGGGGGGGCAAUAUUCCAUUCUGUGUAAAUAGUUGCGUCUUGCGAUCGUGUCAAUGUGAACGUGUCAUAACUAUUAUGACCUGUCUUGACUCUUGGCCUCUGAUCAUGUUCCUCUUUCGUUUUAUCCCGAUGUCCUUUAUGGUUGACAAAAAAAGCAACCUGACCAAUAAAAAACCCAGACAUGUUGGCGCAUCGACUUUCUUUCUGUAACUAACUUUAUACAGCAACACAAUCCAACACUUAUCCACUCUUCCUCCUUGUUUCUUGAAUGUCAACAUUCCGCAGUCUAGCUCACAUGAACCUUUCGCCCCUCCCCAUCCUCCUCACUAAU
This is a messenger RNA of Sycon ciliatum, 1787 nucleotides long. RefSeq lists its product as uncharacterized. NCBI's taxonomy places the organism in Eukaryota, Metazoa, Porifera, Calcarea, Leucosolenida, Sycettidae. The record is from RefSeq and is a predicted model, not a curated record. Bases 56 to 1168 code for a protein of 370 amino acids. The transcript is spliced from 5 exons.